Messenger RNA from Lachancea meyersii CBS 8951, 2235 nucleotides. The record is from the annotation of a GenBank genome assembly. Lineage: Eukaryota; Fungi; Ascomycota; Saccharomycetes; Saccharomycetales; Saccharomycetaceae.
AUGAAUGAAGAAGCAGCUAACACUGCUGAUCCUAUAGCAGAAAGAAAGGAAGCAGGAUGGACAAACUGGCUAACAUCCCCUGUAAGUGGCCUUAUGGGAUUAAAACAUGGUGAAAAUAUUGAUUCAGGAGAGUCGGAAACCCCAGAGGUGAAUAACGAACCCAAAAACUCGUGGUUAUACGAAGUAGGAAAGAAACUGCCUUCGUUUCUGUUUAGGCACGAGGAAGAGCCUGUCGACAUGAACAAUUUGGCAGACUACAGUCAUCUGAGCACUAAGCAAAUCCAGUUCUUGGAACUGGAGGCUCAGCAAGGUAUCAUAAAAAAGGCCGACACAUGGUGUUGGUUUGAGGAUUUCACUACGACGUCACAAGAAGAGCUCGCUGGGCCACAUUCCGGAGAGUUGAGCGUUGCAAAUACCGGCUCAGCCGUGUGUCCUUUGCCGUUGGUCAAAUUUCCAGUUUCAAGAGAUUCGUGUCAUCAGUUUUAUGUCCAGAACUCGCUCCUUUUGCCAAACGUCCUGCCGAAUGAGCUAUUUCACGAAAGAUCAACAUUGAACAAGGUAUCAGCCGCCUGGAAAAACUAUUAUAACUUCGAAGGCGAGAAACACACAUAUCUGAGCCAUGGCACUUUGCAUAGCAGGCUGGGAGGGAAGAAGGCUGUGAUUGUGUCUUUCGUGGGCGGACUGCCAGACAAAUACGAGAAAGCGACUUUAGGGAAACAAAUGUCUGCUAAACAGCUCACAACCAAAUUAGCCUCUGCUAUUAAAGAAUUCGACAUCGGCAAAGUUGUGACGUUCUCGAUGGAAACCCCGCUGGAUCAGAAAUCAUUAGACACCUGUUGCGAAGAGUGCAUAGGGCUUUUGAGCACAUGGCACCGCUAUUUUCACGACGCAGACCUGCUUUUAUUUGCUGGUGUGUAUCAUAGCGUACCGUUACAAUUACAGGUCGCAAAGCACGUUCUUGAACAUCGAAACUUCUUUGGAUUCUCCGACAAUGCUACCAUCGGGCUUUUAGGUCUCGAGUCAUGUUUGGGUGGCUAUCAGUUCUGGGAUCACAGCUCAGACUCCAAGGUUGACACGAGCUCUGCAAACUAUCAGGCGAAUAGGGAAAAGGCCUUACUCCAGGGCUGUACGCGGGCACAACAAGAAACCCUUUCUCGAAUAAACCAAUACCGAGAUCCUAACUCCUCUGAGUCUAAGCGUGUACAAAGCACUCUCGAUUGGAUGUUUCGUCAUCACCCAAAUACCAAACUGGUAUUGAUAGGGAGACUUUACGACAAUUUCAUGACAGUAGCAGAGAAACUGGCAAUCAAUCUCCAACACCCGAGUAUAAUAAGGCACGCGUGGUGUGAAGGAUCAAUUUUAGGCUUUGACUUAAAGAAAUGCGCCACUUUUCUGAACGCGGGAGAGCAAAUCUCAAAAGGUCCGAUUCUUUAUGAAGAGACUCUUGAAAUUCCUGGAGACAGGGAGUUUGAACUGUGUCUCGUGGAGGAUCUUCUGAUGGCUAUCAAUCUAGGUCACACACAGCUUAUACCAAUGUUGAAAAUGGUAAGCCCUUUCUUUAUUUCCCGGUCUUUCAAUAAGCAUACCAUACCGGCGACUCUAAAAAAACAGCAACAAUACGAACUGAAAUCGUGGCUACAAGAGAUGGAUAUGCGAUGGAAAAAUGCCACUUUACCCAAGGACGGAACGAUUCCUGCCGAGAUCGAGAGAGCAAAUGAUUUGUUGGCCUACGUGUACUACAGGGCUAAUAAACCCGCUCCAGAUCGGUUUAAAUUGAAGGAUGGUCUUUUCCAAAACUUCCAAAUAUUUCGCACCUUUUUGCAUGAUACGAUGCAGACAACAGCACUGCUGGAGCCGCAAGACGUGAAGCUAAACGCCAGAUCCAUCACUCCAACAAGCAUUUUGAGCAGUCAAAACCAAUACGAUUUGGUUUGGCAAAUUCAUGACUUUCUGUCGUAUUUUGCUAAGGUGCGAAACUUGCCCGUUCUUCAAACUCAACGCCUCCUGUUCUCUUUAUCAGACCAGACUUACACUUUGCCUUUGAAUCAAUUCGACUCGGUGAAAUUUCGUCGUAACAAGCUCGAGGCUUUGCGAAGAAUUGAAAGGUUCUGGGACUCCUAUCAAUUGUGGAAACCUCCUACAAAAGGGCUUAAGCAGCUCCAGCGCAUCCUGAGCUUCCUGUCACUGUAUUCGUCGGGCCAUCAUCUUCAAGUUGACCUGAAGCGUAUACAAUGA